CAGGCCGGCUCCUCCUGAAACUAAUUGUAGUUUUCUCUCUCACACUCACACGCUCCCUUCUCUCUCUCUCUCUCUCCCUCUCCGUGUCUGAGUUACAGCGAGGAUUUCACCUCGCCCGGAGCGACGUCACACCAAGGUGGAAGAAGACGAGCUCAUUUUUCCAGCCACUUCUCAUCCAAAGAAAACACGCUCGCAGACUGAGCGGGAGGAGAGUCGCCUCUACCUGCAGCCGGUGGGCGCUGCCUAUUAUUUCACCAACUUCUUAACCGGCGCGUCCGCUCAGAGCGCGGAGAGCGCGCUCGGCAUCUGACUGCGCAGAGGCACUUUCUCACCUUCAGCUGCGCUUCUCGUCCUGACAGAACUCCGCUUCCCGCAGCUUAUUGUUGGAUAUCUUCCGUGCGCAGAGUUUCUUCCUUUCUUGGACCACACUGAAACCAUGUAACCGCGCCGCGGCAGCCACGGCACAGCGAUAAUGAAGAGGUUCACCACACCUUUGCGAGCGGACAUCACUUCUCUAGCCACUUGACCGACUUCGUUGCGCAUUAAGAUGCGCCCGGCUGAAGAGGAGUUGGACUUUUGCGCACGCCGUGACGGACACUUCCCAGAGAGCGUUGACUGAUCCGCGCCGUCAGAGAAAUAACAAACAAACAAUUGGGACCUCCUAUGAUUUUAAGAAAUCCCCACACUUGUUGCUGGCUGAAGUCGUCACAUUAAAGUUUGUCGGAGGGGGGUGAACAAUCUCCUGGGUGGAAUUGCGGCGGUCAACAUGACGGUUCGGCUCUCACGGAUCCAGCUGGCCCUGUUCUUCAUCUUGCUCUGUCCGGUCAACAUCAUCGGACUGUGGUGGGCUGUGGGAAGUCCCUUGGUCAUGGACCCCAACAGCAUUUGCAGGAAGGCAAAGCGCCUGGCAGGGAAGCAGGCUGAGCUGUGCCAGACUCAACCAGAAAUCGUCAGCGAGGUGGCCAAAGGAGCGAGGCUGGGCGUCAGGGAGUGCCAGUACCAGUUCAGGUACCGCCGGUGGAAUUGCACAAGCCACAACAAAUACUUUGGCAAGGUGUUACAGCAAGAUAUCCGGGAGACGGCAUUUGUCUACGCCAUCACAGCGGCGGGGGUGACACAUGCCGUGACCCAAGCCUGCAGCAUGGGAGAGCUCCUGCAGUGCGGAUGUGAAGCGACCAGAAACAAAGCUCCUCCACGGCCGCCGUCAUCGUCUCCGUCCGGGGACGGGGUCAAAUGGGAGUGGGGGGGUUGCGGCGACGAUGUCGAGUUUGGUUAUGAAAUGUCCAAAAAAUUUAUGGACGCCAAGAGGAGGAGAGGCAAAAGUGAUAUCAGGACUCUCAUUAACCUUCACAACAACGAGGCUGGGAGGCUGGCCGUGAAGCUCCACAUGCGGACUGAGUGCAAGUGCCACGGACUGUCAGGCUCGUGCACCUUGCGCACAUGCUGGAAAAAGAUGCCCCAUUUCCGUGAAGUGGGCGACCGCCUGCUGGAGCGCUUCAACGGCGCCUCCAAGGUGAUGGGCGGCAACGAUGGGAAGACCCUGAUACCCGUCGGCCAGAACAUAAAGCCCCCGGACAAGCAGGACCUGAUAUACUCUGACGAGUCUCCAGACUUUUGCCUCGCAAAUCGGAAAACGGGCUCGUUGGGAACGCGGGGGCGCGUCUGCAACAGCACGGCCAUGGACAUUAGUGGCUGUGACUUGCUGUGCUGCGAGCGAGGCUACAGGGAGGAGACGGUGGUGUUUGAGGAGAACUGCUUGUGUCGUUUCCAUUGGUGUUGUGUUGUCCAGUGUAAAAAGUGCAUGGUGCGAAAAGAGCUUAGUCUGUGUCACUGAUGAACUGGGUUAAAGAGCAUUCAUGUACUUUAAUUAUAACCACUUCUGUUGCUUUUUAGGAUCUUGCUUUUGUCUUGUUGAAGGAAAGGAUUUAGACCUCCAUGGUUAUCCAUUUUGUAUAUGUUUCACAGUCAAAUAACACAUACAAAAACAUUUAAUUUGAAAUUUCAAACAUUAUUUUUUAGUUUGUAUAACUUUUGAACACAUAGCCAAACUUUCCGAACUACCUACGCUCGAAAUUUUUUUUUUCUUUUGCAGUUAUUUUUUGUGACCAUGGACCAAAGAGUGUUCCCUUUCAUAAGGCGAGAGAUACGAUGCACAGAGGGUCUAUUAUUGACUAGCUAGGAAAGUUUAAGUCUCCCUCCACCACAUUUAUAACAGAGCUUUGUGUAGCGCCUAAACCAAAAUGGUGUCUGGAUCAGUAAAAGGAUUUGUUUGAUGUAUUCAAGACAAGCAGGCAUAGACCACAUCGGGUAUUAUAUAAACUUGUAAGGUUAUAGAGAGUGUGUUUUGUACUGUUUGUUAUUUAAAUUUCUUCAUAAACAUUGUGGUCUAUCUUCA
Fundulus heteroclitus (mummichog) is the source of this 2395-nucleotide messenger RNA. It is a transcript of the gene wnt6b, whose product is annotated as wingless-type MMTV integration site family, member 6b. The transcript is spliced from 4 exons. The record is from RefSeq and is a predicted model, not a curated record. Gene Ontology annotation, cellular component: extracellular region. NCBI's taxonomy places the organism in Eukaryota, Metazoa, Chordata, Actinopteri, Cyprinodontiformes, Fundulidae. Gene Ontology annotation, biological process: neuron differentiation; canonical Wnt signaling pathway; cell fate commitment. Bases 767 to 1834 code for a protein of 355 amino acids. Gene Ontology annotation, molecular function: cytokine activity; frizzled binding.